AUGCAUUUUCGACUUUUCACAUUGAUUUUCUCGUUGACGUCGGCUGUGCCGAUUCUGAUUCCCGUCAAUGAGAUUUGCAAGCGCGGCGACUCGUUUUGGACCGUCGAGCCGGGCGCCCUUUUGUUCGUCGCUUCCACCGAUGAGCCGAAAGAGUUGAACGCGAUCAGAGUGAAGAACGCCAAGUUGGAGAGGACACUGGACGAGGUGAAUCGAGAAUUGAAUUCGGAUGGGUCGAAGGUCGGCUGGAAGUUGACGACCGACACCGUCGCAUUUUUUGCGUCGGCGAAUUGCGCGAAUCUCACCGGCGUCGUCUACAUCACGACGGCGAAGCAAGCCGAUGAUCCCAACUUCCUCGUCUACCAUGCGGAUCGUCGAAUGAAUAUUCAGACCGAUCGCGACCAGACGACGAUAGUGAUCAUCAGCGAGCACAUCUACAGCGUCGACGGAUUCGGCCGAGCGCUGAAAACGACAAAAAUCUCGAACAUCCAGCAGCGUUUCGACGGCAAAUUGACGAUGUAUCGCGGCGCGCCCGGCGCCAAUUAUCGCAAUCCGAUCAUCAAAGAGGUCGCCAAUCAGAAGGUGUUCGAAAAUCCGCUGAAUUCGUCGAAAGUCGCCAACUUCUUCUACAAUAUCGAUCCGAUGCAAGUCAACUUCGACGUGUUCUAUGUGAGCGCCGACAAGUUUUUGAAGUUGCUCGUCGAACCCGUCUGGGAGGAUCCCAACUCGAUGCCGAAUAAUCGGCUGACAUCGACGGGUCUCAUCACGUGCCAACACAAAUGCGAAAAAGUGACCAUCGGGUUCUCGACGCGAAUUGCGACGGCCAUUUCUGGUGCAAUGUACAACACGGAUGUUUACGGAAACGUGCAAAUCAACAUUCAAAAUUUGAUGAAAAAGAUCACUGGCCAAUCGAUUGGAGAAGUGAGCGCGAGAAUCGCGGCUCAGCAGAUUGUGAUCACACCGUCCGAAGAGGAUGACGGCUUCUACGCGUUUCAGUAUUUUCUCGUCAUGACCAAAUAA
Molecule: messenger RNA, 1017 nt
Organism: Caenorhabditis bovis
Lineage: Eukaryota; Metazoa; Nematoda; Chromadorea; Rhabditida; Rhabditidae
Source: the annotation of a GenBank genome assembly